Messenger RNA from Saccostrea cuccullata (small rock oyster), 1005 nucleotides. RefSeq lists its product as uncharacterized. NCBI's taxonomy places the organism in Eukaryota, Metazoa, Mollusca, Bivalvia, Ostreida, Ostreidae. The transcript is spliced from 2 exons. The coding region runs from base 1 to 1005 and encodes 334 amino acids. The record is from RefSeq and is a predicted model, not a curated record.
AUGGUGAAAAACAAGAAGGAUAUUGCAAAAAUGAGAGUAAAUGGCGUUAAGAAUUUGAAAGAAUACCAGAAGCAAAUCAAAAAUUCACUUGAAAGCUUAAAUGAAUUUGCUCUACAGAACGAAAAGAUAUUUCAGUCCAUGGACUUUAGUCACUUCACAAAAUAUGAAAGUAAUAUUCAGAAGUAUCUAAAGAUUCCCCCACAAAUAGACCUGGAACUACCGGCUUUUGUUUCCAAGGACAUAGAUAAAGGUAAACUUUACCAAGAUUUUGGAAAAAUUAUAGAACCCAAAAUACAAAUAGAAACGAUCUACAGAUCAGAUGUAUCCAAUGAGCUCUUAGACAAAGCUGUAGAGAUCGCAUCCUUCCACACUGGAAUAACACCGUUGAUGAGGAUGGCAUGUCUAAAUACAGAGGAGGUGUGGAUUACGAGGAGAAAUAAAACCAUCACUCUUAUUAACAUUCAAGGUUCUACAACAUCACAGAUCACAGCACCACAGGGAUGGCAACCAUUAGGACUGUGCUGCACACAAUCAGGUGACUUAAUGGUCAGUAUACGAACAUUUAACUUUGAACAUUAUAAAGUUGUCCUCUAUGAAGGUAAAAAAAUAAAGCAGGAGAUAGAGAAGGAUGACCAAGGUAAACCACUAUAUAAAGGAGGAAAUAUGAUGCUCUUUGUGUCACAAAACAACAACGGGGAUAUCUGUGCCUCUGAUUGCAAUGCUAAGGUAGUCGUCGUCGUGAACAAUGCAGAAAGACUACGAUUCCGAUAUAAAGGACAGCAAACGAUGAAGAAGCAGUUUGCUCCUACCACUAUUGUCACAGACUCCGCGGGUCGAAUAAUAAUAAAGGAUAAGGGGAAUUUCUGUAUACACAUCAUUGAUCAGGACGGUCAGUUUCUCCGUAGUCUGGAUUUCUGUGGAGCACUGUGUCUGGACACACUGGGAAGACUGUGGGUGGGGGAUAAUGAGAGUGGAAUUGUAAAGGUCAUCAAAUAUACAAAAUAA